Messenger RNA from Dovyalis caffra, 318 nucleotides. Lineage: Eukaryota; Viridiplantae; Streptophyta; Magnoliopsida; Malpighiales; Salicaceae. The record is from the annotation of a GenBank genome assembly.
AUGCACUCUAAGAUUGCGGUAGCUUCAUACGGAUGGGAAAUAGUCGGGAGAAAGGCUAAAGGCCGAAUCGGAUUCACACGGGCGGCCGAGCUUCUUCGAUAUCUCGCUCCAAUGAAGGAACCGAGUCGGGGCAAGGGGAAAGGCGGCCCAUCUGCCGGGGCUAUUAGCCUAAGUGGUCAAAAUUAUAUGAAAAGAGUGGACCAUAAACUAUCUAACCAUAAUGCUCGGGCUAUAGUUGAGGUCAAAAGCUGGGCUAGCACAACUGGAGAUAGUAAUACAAAGGUGCUACCAGUUGAUGCUCAAGCCGAUGGUGCUUAG